UUUUGAGAAGAAAUAAAUAAAUAGUAUAACACUUCUUCAACGAGACAAAGAUCGAAUAGGGUAGCAGUCGAAGAGAAGAGUAAGAUAUUUGGAGGAAAGUGUGGUGGUUGGUGUUUGGAAGCAAAGCAUGUCGUGGUGUUACAGCGUUAAGUCGUUGCCGUUGCAGUUGCAGUUGCAGCCAAGAACAGCAUCAUCGUUCCAUUCCCACGUUGUUGGAGUAACAACCUUAACACUGUCUCUGCCACCUCUUUCUCUGACCCACAAACUUCACUCUCACUCCCACCUCCAUCCCAAAUCCAAACGCUCUUCCACAACCAUUCGUUGCUCCUCUGCGUUGACUCCUCAAUUGAAGUCUACCUUGGAUAAAGUUAUUGCUUCCAAUAAAGUAGUUCUGUUUAUGAAGGGAACUAAAGACUUUCCGCAGUGUGGAUUCUCAAACACGGUGGUGCAAAUAUUGAAGUCUCUUAAUGUGCCUUUUGAAACGAUAAAUGUGCUCGAAAAUGACAUGUUGCGCCAAGGACUGAAGGAGUACUCCAGUUGGCCUACAUUUCCUCAACUUUACAUAGAAGGAGAGUUUUUUGGUGGCUGUGAUAUCACUGUUGAGGCAUAUCAGAACGGACAAUUGCAGGAGCUGUUGGAGAAGGCAAUGUGCUCCUGAAACCCUGUUGUUCACGAGCAAAUUGAAAGUACUAGUAGACUUUCCAAGUUUGUAAUCUUUGCAAGGUCAUACUGUGGCUUGGUGAUCAUGGAUAAAAUAAAUUGUCUGAUAUAUUUGCCUAUUACAAUUACUGAAAUACAAACAUCCUGGUAUUUGAGUAUAAAAAAGAUAAGUCAUUUAACGAAAUCUUGUUAAAUAGACUAUUGUGGUACUAAUUUUGCUACUUUAAACUUUGUUCAAUUAAUUUUGUUCUAGCUUUUGUGAAACUGUCACGUUGCUGCUACCUUUUCAUCUGUUUGAUAAGGGAUUGGCUUAUUCAUGAGCAAGAUUGUGCCUGUGCUGUUAGAUAUUUGAUGUAUAAAAUCCAAUGCAAUACAAAUAAAUUUGUGAAGCUUAAUGUACUGCAUGAAGGGAAGUUUGUGGGGCAUAAUUCUAGACAUGUCAUUAAUAAAAAAGAGCAUACCUUGUAAUUAUGACUAUGGAGUUAGCACUCAUAAUAGCAUAACGAUAGUUUGAAAAGAUUAUCUAUGAGAAAAACAUUACCUGUAAUAAUACACUAUUCAAGUAAUGGCAUGUUGAU
Molecule: messenger RNA, 1238 nt
Organism: Abrus precatorius (Indian licorice)
Lineage: Eukaryota; Viridiplantae; Streptophyta; Magnoliopsida; Fabales; Fabaceae
Product: monothiol glutaredoxin-S14, chloroplastic
Exons: 3
Coding region: 128-658 (176 amino acids)
Source: RefSeq, a predicted model, not a curated record